AUAAAAUAAUUUUUCAUUAAAACGGUUACCUCUUAAGUUCCUCUGCUUAUAAGCGCGUGAUCCUCACGCAUUAUUCUAACUUUGAAACUUUGUUUCUUAUAACAAUAGCAGUGUAGUUUGAAGAAAGAAUAAGACGAAACCCAAAAAUGGAUGAAAAUGGUUCAAAGAAAAAGAAAAAUUCAGGUCGUGGCGUAUCUGGUCCCACAAAUCCAAUGGUAACGCCUCUUCUGACAGAUCACUAUCAAUUCACAAUGGCUUACGCAUACUGGAAAGCUAACAAACAUCAAGAACGUGCCGUGUUUGAUUUGUAUUUUCGGAAGAAUCCUUUUGGAGGGGAAUAUACUGUCUUCGCUGGUUUAGAAGAAUGUGUGAGGUUCAUUUCUAAUUACAAGCUAUCUGAGGAUGAGAUUCAUUUUAUUAAGCAAAAUUUACCUGCUUCAUGUGAGGAUGGUUUCUUUGACUAUCUUAGAGGAAUUGACUGUUCCGAUGUUGAGGUGUAUGCUAUUCCCGAAGGAACUGUUGUUUUUCCUAAGGUACCCCUGUUGAGAAUUGAAGGUCCAGUUGCCGUUGUUCAAUUGCUGGAAACACCCUUUGUCAAUCUAAUUAAUUUUGCAUCAUUAGUUACUACUAAUGCUGCCAGGCACCGUUUUGUUGCUGGGAAAUCUAAAACUUUACUUGAGUUUGGUCUAAGAAGGGCUCAGGGACCUGAUGGGGGAGUAAGUGCAUCAAAAUACUGUUAUAUUGGAGGCUUUGAUGCGACAAGCAAUGUUGCAGCAGGAAGGUUAUUUGGGAUUCCCCUUCGCGGCACUCAUUCCCAUGCCUUCGUAAGCUCAUAUAUGAGCUUUGAUGAGAUUGCAGACAAAGCACUGCGUACAAAAGAUGGUUCAAGUACAUGUGAAGAUUUUGUUAGUUUGGUUCAAAAAUGGCUGAACAAAAUUAAGUGGUCAAACUCAUUCCGUGGCAUUUUUUCUGAGACCAAUCAAAGUGAGUUGGCAGCAUUCACAUCAUAUGCAUUGGCAUUUCCUGAUAACUUUCUUGCCCUUGUAGACACUUAUGAUGUCAUAAGAAGUGGAAUUCCUAACUUCUGUGCAGUUGCAUUAGCUCUCAGUGAUUUAGGAUACAAAGCAGUUGGCAUUAGACUGGACUCUGGUGACCUUGCAUAUUUGUCUUGCGAGACUAGAAAGUUAUUUUGUUCCAUAGAGAAGGAAUAUGAAUUGUCCUAUUUCGGGAAGAUGAGUAUCACAGCUAGUAAUGACCUUAAUGAGGAAACAUUAGAUGCUUUAAAUAAACAGGGUCAUGAGGUGGAUGCCUAUGGAAUUGGGACAUACUUGGUUACAUGUUAUGCACAAGCAGCUUUAGGUGUUGUUUUCAAGCUGGUUGAGAUAAACAAUCAGCCCCGUAUCAAACUUUCUGAAGAUGUCUCAAAGGUCUCUAUUCCUUGUAAGAAGCGAAUUUAUAGAUUGUACGGGAAAGAAACUUAUCCCUUGGUAGACAUAAUCACCGGGGAAAAUGAACCCCCUCCAAAGGUGGGAGAAAGAAUAUUGUGUCGUCACCCCUUUCAAGAGUCUAAGAGAGCAUAUGUAGUGCCACAGCAUGUUGAGGAGCUUCUAAGAUGUUACUGUGCUGGGAGUUCAGAUAAAAAGCAAGAAACCUUACCACCUUUAAAAGACAUAAGAGACCGAUGCAUCAAGCAACUUGAACAAAUGCGACGUGACCACAUGAGGAGACUUAAUCCAACUCCAUACAAGGUUAGUGUCAGUGCAAAGUUAUACGACUUCAUUCAUUUCUUGUGGCUCAAUGAGGCACCUGUUGGGGAGCUGCAGUAACAAAGGAGAUAAAAUAGCAUGCCUUUUAUGAUUGGGCUAAAAGGAAUGCAAUAGAAGUUUAGUACAGUCAGAGUACAUAAUACAUGUUUUCAAAAUGUUUAAAUUAUAUGCUUCUGUAUAUUGGAGUAUUGAUUAUUCUUUCAAGAAUUGGGCACAAAACUAACUUGGCCCUUCGGGGAAUUGCCUUCUUUGCAAUUUUGUAUUUUGGCUACAUGUAAUAUUAUUAUAUAACUAAUUUUCAAAGCAGAUGUAGCAGAUCUAAUAGUUUUACUCUCAUGAUGCAGAAAAUGAGUCAAGAAUUUUAAACUUGAUUUA
Cicer arietinum (chickpea) is the source of this 2141-nucleotide messenger RNA. Its product is annotated as nicotinate phosphoribosyltransferase 2-like. Gene Ontology annotation, biological process: NAD+ biosynthetic process via the salvage pathway. Gene Ontology annotation, molecular function: nicotinate phosphoribosyltransferase activity. Lineage: Eukaryota; Viridiplantae; Streptophyta; Magnoliopsida; Fabales; Fabaceae. The record is from RefSeq and is a predicted model, not a curated record. Gene Ontology annotation, cellular component: cytosol.